Messenger RNA from Cajanus cajan (pigeon pea), 3349 nucleotides. Its product is annotated as Pentatricopeptide repeat (PPR) superfamily protein. Gene Ontology annotation, molecular function: RNA binding; protein binding. Gene Ontology annotation, biological process: RNA modification. The record is from RefSeq and is a predicted model, not a curated record. Lineage: Eukaryota; Viridiplantae; Streptophyta; Magnoliopsida; Fabales; Fabaceae.
UCAAAACAAUGAUGUGAGGAACCAUUGUUUUGUUUUGAAGUGUGAAAAACCCGCCAAUUCAUGCAUGGUACUACGAUAGUGAGUAGAUGAUAUCAUGUUACAGCGUAUGUCUUGUGGCCUUUGUCUUGCAAGGCUCAACUCUUCAUCAUACUCACUCCACAAAACCCUGCCACCUUAUGCAUUUUGCACUCUUUCGUCAACCCAAAUGAACCCCACCAAAAAGUUAACAUUUUCCCAUAUUUUCCAAAAGUGUUCCAACCUUAAAGCUCUGAAUCCUGGCAAACAAGCCCAUUCCCAGAUGAUUGUAACUGGCUUUGUGCCCACCAUCUACGUUGCCAACUGUUUACUUCAAUUCUAUUGCAAAAAUUCCGAUAUGGACCAUGCACUCAAGGUGUUUGAGAGAAUGCCCCAAAGGGACGUAAUCUCUUGGAAUACUGUGAUAUUUGGGUAUGCUGGGAUUGGCAACAUGGGGUUUGCACAAUCUUUGUUUGACUCAAUGCCUGAAAGAGAUGUCGUUUCCUGGAAUUCUUUGCUCUCUUGUUAUUUAAAUAACGGUGUUAGUCGCAAUGCAAUUGAAAUUUUUGUCAAGAUGAGAUCACUGAAAAUCCCACAUGACUAUGCUACAUUUGCUGUUGUUCUGAAAGCUUGUUCAGGAGUUGAAGACUAUGGUUUAGGGCUUCAGGUGCACUGCCUUGCAAUUCAGAUGGGUUUUGAGAAUGAUGUGGUGACAGGUAGUGCUCUAGUAGAUAUGUACUCAAAAUGUAAGAAACUAGAUGAUGCUUUUAAGGUUUUCCGUGAAAUGCCUGAGAGAAAUUUGGUAUGCUGGAGUGCUGUAAUUGCAGGCUAUGUUCAGAAUGACCGAUUUAUUGAGGGAUUGAAACUGUUUAAGGAUAUGCUGAAAGUGGGUAUGGGGGUGAGUCAAUCAACCUAUGCUAGCGUGUUCAGGUCUUGUGCUGGAUUAUCGGCAUUUAAAUUGGGAACACAGUUGCAUGGUCACGCUCUAAAGUCUGAUUUUGGAUAUGACAGUAUAGUUGGAACUGCCACAUUAGACAUGUAUGCCAAAUGUGACAGAAUGUCUGAUGCCUGGAAAGUAUUUAACACAUUGCCUAAUCCUCCUCGGCAAUCUUAUAAUGCUGUUAUUGUUGGAUGUGCUCGGCAAGAUCAAGGUCGUAAAGCUUUAGACGUUUUUCAGUCUUUACAGAAGUCUUAUCUUGGCUUUGACGAAAUUAGUUUGUCUGGUGCUUUAACUGCUUGUUCAGUGAUCAAAGGUCAUUUGGAGGGGAUCCAACUACAUGGAUUAGCAGUCAAAUGUGGUUUAGGGUUUAAUAUUUGCGUUGCAAAUACAAUUUUAGACAUGUAUGGAAAAUGUGGAGCUUUGAUGGAAGCCUGUUUAAUAUUUGACGAGAUGGAAAGAAGGGAUGCUGUGUCUUGGAAUGCAAUCAUUGCAGCUCAUGAACAAAAUGAAGAAAGAGAGGAAACGCUUUCACUCUUUGUUUCAAUGCUGCGAUCAAAAAUGGAACCUGACGAUUUUACUUAUGGUAGUGUUGUAAAGGCAUGUGCUGGUCAGCAUGCUUUAAACUAUGGUAUGGAGAUCCAUGGAAGAAUUAUUAAGUCCGGGAUGGGGUUAGACUGGUUUGUUGGCAGUGCCCUUGUUGAUAUGUAUGGCAAGUGUGGGAUGCUAACGGAGGCAGAAAAGAUCCACGACAGACUAGAAGAGCAAACAACUGUGUCCUGGAAUUCAAUCAUUUCAGGAUUUUCAUCACAAAAGCAAAGUGAAAAUGCUCAGAGGUAUUUUUCUCUGAUGCUGAAAAUGGGUGUAAUACCUGACAACUUCACAUAUGCUACAGUUCUUGAUAUUUGUGCUAAUAUGGCUACCGUGGAACUUGGAAAGCAGAUUCAUGCUCAAGUUUUAAAGCUACAGUUGCAUUCCGACGUGUAUAUAGCCAGCACACUUGUAGAUAUGUAUUCGAAGUGUGGAAAUAUGCAGGAUUCCAGGCUAAUGUUUGAGAAGGCACCAAAACGGGAUUAUGUGACGUGGAGUGCCAUGAUUUGUGCAUAUGCAUACCAUGGUCUUGGAGAAGAGGCCAUUAAAUUAUUUGAGGAGAUGCAGCUUUUGAAUGUGAAACCAAAUCAUACAAUUUUCAUUUCAGUCCUCAGAGCUUGUGCACAUAUGGGUUAUGUAGACAGAGGACUCCAUUACUUCCAGAAAAUGCAAAGUCACUAUGGUUUAGAUCCCCAUAUGGAGCAUUAUUCAUGCAUGGUAGAUCUAUUAGGGAGGUCAGGCCAAGUAAAUGAAGCUUUGAAUCUUAUUGAAAGCAUGCCUUUUGAAGCUGAUGAUGUAAUUUGGAGAACUUUGCUUAGUAAUUGCAGGAUGCAAGGGAAUGUAGAAGUUGCAGAAAAAGCAAUCAAUUCUUUAUUGCAGUUGGACCCUCAAGAUUCUUCUGCUUUUGUUCUUUUAUCAAAUGUAUAUGCUAACGCAGGGAUGUGGGGUGAGGUCGCAAAAAUCAGAAGUAUAAUGAAGAACUGUAAGUUAAAGAAGGAGCCAGGUUGUAGCUGGAUAGAGAUCAGAGAUGAGGUACACACAUUUCUUGUUGGAGACAAGGCACAUCCAAGAUCUGAAGAGAUAUAUCAGCAAACUCAUUUACUUGUGGAUGAGAUGAAGUGGGCUGGUUAUGUUCCAGAUAUUGAUUUCAUGCUUGAUGAGGAGGUUGAAGAACAAGAUCCUUAUGAGGGGCUCAAAACCACCGUUUGUAGUGUGAGGUAAUAAUGUAGGGAAGAUUUCAAACACUGCCUACGAUGGCUUAAUGGAGAUUCCCUUACACUGAAUGGUGCAUGGGUUGUGCUGUUUCACAUGCUGAGAUUGGUUCAGAUUAGCCUUCAUUGAAUAGUGGCUUGGGUUAAUUAGACCUUCAACACGGGUCUGGCUAGCUAUAGAGGCUUCUUAAGGGACACCAAGAGUUUUGGUUGGUUUAUCUUUUAUUCAGCCAUCUCAUCACCUCCAAUGUAUAUUCAUCAUCCAUGCUGAUUCGUUGUGAGAUAAUACACAGUUGAAUGUGAUGUGGAGGAGACGAUCCAAGCAUGUGAUCAUCUUUAUCUUAAGUAGAAAACAUGUAAUUUGGUUCUCCAGGUGUUCUUCACUUGAUUCAUAAGUCAGAUUCACAUUUUCAUACCAUGGGAUCGUUAUAAACUGAUUCAUGCAACCAUCAAAUAAAACUGGUAAGUAGACCUAUGUCACUCUUUUCGAGUGGAUGGAAAUUUUUGCACUGAUACCCUAGCUAUACUUGUAGCUUGACAGACAUUACAUUAUGCUCUCAAGCACAGAAAUUUAACGAGUUGCAAUGGAAUAAAA